Messenger RNA from Spinacia oleracea (spinach), 1096 nucleotides. RefSeq names its product agamous-like MADS-box protein AGL12. Gene Ontology annotation, biological process: positive regulation of transcription by RNA polymerase II. The record is from RefSeq and is a predicted model, not a curated record. Lineage: Eukaryota; Viridiplantae; Streptophyta; Magnoliopsida; Caryophyllales; Amaranthaceae. The transcript is spliced from 7 exons. Gene Ontology annotation, cellular component: nucleus. Gene Ontology annotation, molecular function: DNA-binding transcription factor activity; protein dimerization activity; RNA polymerase II transcription regulatory region sequence-specific DNA binding. Bases 246 to 863 code for a protein of 205 amino acids.
CUAAGAAUGGAAAAAAACAAAGGCAAAGCUUCAGUUCCGAAGCCCAAAAAAACUCAAAAAUUUAACAAGCGGCAACUCCGAAGCUAGUUCAAACUAGUGGGGGGUUGUUUGCUAUUAAGCAAUCACAAAAAUCUUACAUAAAUAAUUUCAUAAAUAAAAAAAAAAGGGGGAAAUUUGAGUUAAUCAAUUAGUUUUUGGUUAAUAAAAUUUAAUUUGUGGAAAAAAUAAAGAAAAGAUCGAUCGAGAUGGCGCGUGGUAAGGUGCAACUGAAGAGGAUAGUGAAUCCAGUGCAUAGACAAGUUACUUUCUGUAAGAGAAGAGCUGGUUUGCUUAAAAAGGCUAAGGAGUUGUCUGUUCUUUGUGAUGCUGAUGUUGGUGUUGUUGUUUUUUCACCUCAAGGCAAGCUCUAUGAACUCUCUACUAAAGGAACCAUGCAAGGGCUGAUUGAGAGGUACAUGAAGUGCACCAGUGGUUUUCUCCCGGCUGAAUCCGAGACGGACGUACAUAAGCGCUUGCUGGAAUCCAAGGACGAAGUAAACAUGAUGACUCAAGAGAUCAAAUUGCUGGAGAAAGGGCUCUGUUUCAGGUCCAUAUUUGGAGGGGCUGAAGGAGCAAUGACAUUGGAUGAGUUGCAUGCACUAGAGAAGCAUCUCGAGUCAUGGAUCUACCAAAUUCGUGCUACCAAGAUGAAAAUUAUGUCUCAAGAGAUUCAAGUUUUGAAGAACAAGGAGGGUGUCCUGAGGGCCGCAAACAAGUAUCUUCAGCAAAAGGUUGAAGAGCAAUGUGGAUUUUUUAACGUUGAACCACUAACAACUAACAUCCCUUAUGCACUGACUAUACCAAAUGAAAUAUAUGAAUACUAGUUAGUGUACUAACAACAUAAAUUUCUUUGUAAUUAAAGAAUAAAAUGGAGAAACCAAACUCGGAUUUGUAAUACCUCUUUUGAGGAUGUGUGAUGUGUGUCUAUUAAAGACUAUUCUAUCGUUGUCACAUUAUGUGCUUCUUAGUAUGUGAUUACUUGUACAAUUGUUUGCAUUUAUUAUGACCGUCAAUUUAUGUAUUAUUCCGUUGUGUAUAUUACAAGUUAUUAUUGUUG